Closterium sp. Naga37s-1 is the source of this 2826-nucleotide messenger RNA. The record is from the annotation of a GenBank genome assembly. Lineage: Eukaryota; Viridiplantae; Streptophyta; Zygnematophyceae; Desmidiales; Closteriaceae.
AUGCAUCUCCAGGACGUCAUUCUGAAGACGCACCUGGAGGUGCAAGGCUUCUGCACCGUCCGUUGGCUGUCUCGCGGAGAUGCUGUGAAUCGCUUCUGCGACGUGCUGCCGGUGCUGAUGUGGAUGUGGACGAAGGAGAAGGACGGGAUGGAGAAACUCGCUACCAGCUUCAAGUUCCACUACAUGCUUUACCUCCUGGCUGACGUGCUGCAGCUGCUCAACGGACUCAAUCUUGCCUUCCAGAAGCAGACGGUCGACAUCACAGAGGUGAAGAAUCACGUCGACAAGGUGAAGACCAAGCUGUCGCAGUACUACGUCGAGCCCAGCGCAUCCUACGGGCCGAACACCUCUCGCCUGAACAAGUUCCUUGCUGCACACGGCAGCAAGGACAAGCGCAAGAUGGAGCUCAAGGGAGUGGGUGGCGACGGCAAACCUGCAAAAGCCGAGAUCGAGCUCCACGAGGACAUCAUCGACCCUGAAAACCCGGGGGGGGGAUGCGACUUGGAGGCCUGCGUGGACCUGGCGCGGCGUUUCGCUCAGCGCCUGAUUAAGGCGCUGGGGAAGAGGAUGGCGGACCUGCGCCAUUUCGAUGGUGUUGGGUUUUUCACCCCUGAUAAGUAUCCCUUCCGUGCAGGAGAGCAGGACACAUGGCUGCAGCACCAUCUCACCGAGCUCCUGGACAUGUUCAAGAACCAGCUACCUGCCCUUUCCGUUCCCCGCCUUCGUCCUCGUCCCUGUCUCCUGCCACCGUGUGCCGCGCUGAUUUCUCUGCACUCCGCUCGCCCCGUUCUAGCGGGCUCGCAGCAGAGGAAAGACAUUCGGCGCCGCACCUUACACUCGCCUCACUCGCCCACUCCCUCUCCCCUCUUCCCCACUCUCUCCCCUCUCUCCGCUCUUCUGCACCCUAUCCCCUCGAUCCCCUCUCUCUCCUCUCUCCCUUGCAUCCCUCCCUCUCACUCCCUCUCCCACCCUUUCCACCCUUCCCCCUCUGCACCCGCUGCCCCCUCACUCACACCUGCCGCUCUGAGAACGCCCCCCGGUGCUGGGAGGUGUGACGCGGGUGGUGAUGCCGUGCCUGACGUCAGCAGUAUGUGUGACGUCAGCCUGCUGCACUGCCGAUGGAGGAGGGAGGGAGAGCAAGUGGGGGAUGUGUGGAGGGGAGGGGGAGUGGUCGUGAGGGAAGCAGAGAGAGAAAGUGGUGGUGCUGGCAGUGAUGGUGAUGAUGAUGGAAGCAACGGUGCUAGCAGCAGUGGUGAUUGCUGUGAAAGACAUGGAGAUAGUGAUGCUGAUAGCGAUGCUGAUAGUCAUGGUGGCGAUAGUGGUGGUAGUGCUGGCAGGGAUGGUGGUGCUGGCGGUGCCAGGGACUGGGAGGACGUGUUGACUGCUCGGAAGCUCUUGAACCCAACCCAAGUCAUCACCCGCAUCGCCCCUCUGCUCUCUCGCCCCUCCUCCUUUCCACUCCCACCCACCGCAGCAGCAGCAGCAGCAGCAGCAGCCAAUUCCCCAGCAGGCACGGCAGGCACACCCAUGCCAGCAGGCACAGCAGCAGCAACAGCAGCUGGCGCUGUUGACUCCAUUGAAUCGCUUGAAGCCCGCUGUCUCGCGCUGCGCCUGAUUGGCUGCCUGGCUCCGCUGGCUGCUGACGUGGCACACGUGCAGGAGUUGGUGGUCCGGGCUGCAAUGGAAGCAGAGGGACAGCAGGAGCCGCCUGUCCUCCCCUCCCUUGUUUCGCGGUUUCCUCCCUUACCUCAACCCGGUCCUUCCCUCUCCACGCUUCCCUGCUUAACUCCUAGCUCCAUCACUCUCUCGUCGCUGCUCGCGUCACGUCCCCUUCCAUUCCUUCCCUCCCACCCCAACCUCCAUGCUGCCAUACUUCACUCCAAGUCCUCGCUCUCACUGCCUCUCCAUCCUUCCUUUCCCUUGCAACUGUCUUCCCACCCCAACCUCCACGCAGCUCUCCUUGCUGCCACAUUCCUCCGUGUUGUCUCUGCCCCCUUCAUCCUCAAUCCCCCUUCUUUCCCUCCAUUCUACGUAUCUUUCCCCUUUAUCCCUCUCUCCCUUCUUCCCAUCCUUCUCUCCCUCGUGUUCCUCCCCCUUUCCCCCAACUCGCCCACCCUCAGCUCCAUACAGCUCUCUUCGUUCUCAUCUUCCUCCCCUCCGUCGCUCUAUUGUUCAACAACCCUCCCACCCAACCCCCCCUCCCCCUACACCCGCACGCCCCACCCACCACUUCAGCAGCGCCAUGCAGCUCUCUUCGCGCUCACCUUCCUCUGUGACGUCUCUCCACCCUUCGCCCUCCACACUCUCCCCCUCCUCCUCUCCCUCGCUCUCCCCGCCUCCCCACCGCCACCCCUGCCCCUCUGCCUCACACGCCAUCUGCACCGCUUCUCACACCUGCCUCUCCCGCAGCAUACCAAGCAGCCUGGAGUGAAAAGAAAUGUACUCAUGAGUCAAGCAGAGGCGGAUGAGCACAUGGCGGUGAAGCUGCAGCAGCAGCAGCAACAGUCGGACCGUUUUCCAGCUGCCCAAGCAUCAGUGCAACCACACUCGGUGCACCCGCAAUUGUUCCACCACUCCCUGUUUCCACAAGCUCUGCCCCCACUGGCUCUGCAUAUGACUCCACUAACCAACUCCUCCCUUUUGCCACGUGUCAGCCGGCCAUUGGUCAGGUGGAGGGGGGAUGAGGAGGGGGAGGAGGGGGUGCGGGUGCGAGUGGCAGCAGUGGUGGUGAAGUGCCUGGCGGGGCACGAGGAGACGGCUGUGAGGCGCGUGGCAUGGCAGGUGAGAGUAGGGAGCGGAGGGAAUGGAGGGGGAGAAGGUUGGUGA